Molecule: messenger RNA, 1471 nt
Organism: Magnolia sinica
Lineage: Eukaryota; Viridiplantae; Streptophyta; Magnoliopsida; Magnoliales; Magnoliaceae
Product: V-type proton ATPase subunit d2
Exons: 10
Coding region: 114-1169 (351 amino acids)
Biological process (GO): vacuolar acidification; proton transmembrane transport; vacuolar transport
Cellular component (GO): vacuolar proton-transporting V-type ATPase complex; proton-transporting V-type ATPase, V0 domain
Molecular function (GO): proton-transporting ATPase activity, rotational mechanism
Source: RefSeq, a predicted model, not a curated record
GUAGGCAGGCCCUGUUCGGAAGGGUCCUUUCUUUGAGAAUUCUCCAACAGAUCUGCUCUUCGAAUCCGGGAGAGAGAGAGAGAGAGAGAGAGAGAGAGAGAGAGAGAGCGAAGAUGUACGGAUUCGAAGCUAUGACAUUCAACAUCCAUGGCGGAUACUUGGAGGCGAUCGUGAGAGGGCACAGAUCUGGGCUCCUAACCGCAGCAGACUACAACAAUCUCUGCCAGUGCGAGACCCUUGACGACAUCAAGAUGCAUCUCUCCGCCACCGACUACGGCCCUUACCUCCAGAACGAGCCUUCACCGUUGCAUACAACUACAAUUGUGGAGAAAUGCACGCUUAAACUUGUUGACGAGUAUAAACACAUGUUGUGCCAAGCCACUGAGCCCUUGUCAACCUUCCUAGAGUACAUCACGUAUGGUCACAUGAUUGACAAUGUCGUUCUUAUUGUUACUGGUACCUUGCAUGAGAGAGAUGUUCAAGAACUGUUAGAGAAAUGCCAUCCUUUGGGAAUGUUUGACAGCAUUGCUACCUUAGCAGUCGCUCAGAACAUGCGCGAGCUUUACAGAUUGGUGCUUGUUGACACGCCGUUGGCUCCAUAUUUCUCUGAAUGCAUUACAUCUGAGGACUUGGAUGAUAUGAAUAUUGAAAUAAUGAGGAAUACACUUUACAAGGCAUACCUUGAGGACUUCUAUCAGUUUUGUAAGAAACUAGGUGGAGCUACUGCAGAAAUUAUGUCUGAUCUUCUAGCCUUUGAAGCUGAUAGAAGGGCUGUCAAUAUUACAAUAAACAGUAUUGGGACUGAGCUUACACGAGAUGACCGCCGAAAGCUUUAUUCGAGUUUUGGUUUACUGUAUCCAUAUGGUCAUGAGGAACUUGCUGUUUGUGAGGACAUUGAUCAGGUUCGUUCUGUCAUGGAGAAAUAUCCCCCAUAUCAAUCUAUUUUUGCAAAAAUAUCUUAUGGAGAGAGCCAGAUGCUAGACAAAGCGUUCUAUGAAGAAGAGGUGAAAAGGCUCUGCUUGGCAUUCGAACAGCAGUUCCAUUACGCGGUCUUCUUUGCAUACAUGAGAUUGAGGGAGCAGGAGAUCAGGAACCUGAUGUGGAUUUCUGAAUGCGUCGCACAGAACCAGAAGUCUAGAGUCCACGACAGCGUUGUGUUCAUAUUCUAGAAGGAUUUUGAAAUUCAACACAGAAGGCCUGGUAUCUCCCACAUUCAUGUGUACAUCUGCCCCACCUAUCUGUUUGGUUGUGGAAGUUGUAUGGCUAAUAAUAUGUAACUUGUGUGUUCUGUUUAUGGGAAGAAAUUCUGUAUUUGAACCCGCUUUGUUACAGAAGCAUUUCCAAUUCUUGAUUUUUGAAUUGUGAUUUGUGAAAUGCGGUAGAUGUACUUAAUAAUUACUCAAUAAAUCUUGGAAAUAUUGUAUUUUGAAUGUCAAAUGCAGGGAUGCUAUGGCUGGAUGGGUAGACUUAG